AUGGACCCCAUCGACCACUCUGUUCGAUACAGAGUGCGACCCCGCUACCUCCGUAAUGGAAGAAAUUUCAACAUCGGAUUCCCCGCACGCCGCUGCGCCUUCGGCGCCUGCGACGCGCGAGAAGAUGAACUGCAAUCGCUCAAUGAAUAUUUUGAUCAAUUUGGUUUUAUUUAUGACAUCAAUUAUUUGAAAUCUAUACCAAAAGAGGAUCUUCUCAAACAUUGUAAUGAUUUAGGUACAAUACUUCGGGAAGACGAAAACAGUGACAUACAGCCUUUUGAAUUAUAUGAAGAACUUCAGCUUUUAAAAUCUAAUUCACUAGACUCUAUCAACGACGCGAAACAACUCAUCCAUCACAUUCUAGAAAAUAAUUUAGAAGAACAUACACAUGCAAAGGCAGUUUUUUGUCCACUUCGAUUUCACUGCGAAAUUAGCUGUUUUUUUCCUGAGAAAUUAAAUACGUUGGGUCGCUGCUUGCUACGAGUGGAUGGUUGCAGUGGAGAAAAUUGCAUUACACGCCCGGCAGAGUGAACCGAGCGAGACGCGGAGUGUUGCUGGUGUUACUAAUACAAGCUAUAUUUACU
Chilo suppressalis (striped riceborer) is the source of this 584-nucleotide messenger RNA. NCBI's taxonomy places the organism in Eukaryota, Metazoa, Arthropoda, Insecta, Lepidoptera, Crambidae. The record is from the annotation of a GenBank genome assembly.